AUGCAAAACUGCGACAAGUACGAUCCUGAUAACGUAUUUAAAACCUUUGAACUGAUUGAAUUUCCCAUAUGUUUCGUAGGUUUAACCAUUUCAAAACAGAUUAAAGUGGAAAGAGAUCUGUAUACGUCUGCAUAUUUCAAAACAAUGCAUGAAGGGACAUUAAAGAAAUUCGAAGAGGCUCGCGAAGUAUCCGCAUCACAUAGAGCUUUUAUUAUAACGAUAAUAGACAAUCAUACAAUAGAAAUAACUUUUAAACCUACCAAUGAAUGCAUUGUGGGACCUAAACAAUUAAAAAAUAAUGAUAAUAGAUUUGUUGUCGAUUUGCGACUAAUACAUGUAGAUGGAAUAAGAUGUUGUAAUAAUGAAUGGCAUGCAGAAAUUGGAAGAUACUACAUUAGUGGUCAGUUUGAAUACAUUAAAAUGUCACACAAACCUAAAGUCUUAGAUUUCGGUGAAGUCUCACUAAAUAAAAAAAUGACGACACAUUUAAUAAUACGGAACGAUUCUAAGUUCACAACAGCGAAGGUCUAUUAUCUGAAAUCAGUCAGCUUUGAAGUAUUGCCGCAAGUAUUUUGUAUAAAACCUGCCUCAUAUCAAGAAGUACUGAUUACCGUAAAGCCUAAUAGUCUAAAAGUGGACAAUCAAAUUGAAUUUCGUAUAACAAACCCGAAUGAAAGCAUUUAUAAACCAACAACAAAUAAGAAUCCUGAAUACAAUGACAAUAUAAUACCUUACAAAAUAUCAUGCAAAGUAAAAGUUAUUUGCUCACAAAGAUAUCGUCCUCCACUCGUUAAGUCAUUGCACACGUUACAACAUGAACCGAACCCCUCCUAUACUUAUAUCGAAGAUGAGUUAUCUAUACUUAAUGAACAUAAGAAAAAAGCUUUUGAAUUUUUGAUUGUUUGUAAAAUGUCAGCUUUAACUAAAGAUGUAUCUGAAAAUAGGAUUAUAGAAAAAGACCAGUGUUAUAUCGAUGUAGGGAAUAAACCAAACAUACCGGGAAAUAUGUUUUGUAAACCAAUUCCUAGAACGCUAUCAAUUUAUGAUGUCUUCUUCAUAUUACCCCAACCUACAGUCGUUGACUUUGGACGAGUUGGAUUAGAAUCUUAUGCUGAAAAUGAAAUAACUAUUGAAAAUAAUAGCAUGUGUGAUAUCACGCUAGAUUUUUUUCAAAGUGAAUACAUUUAUUACACAGAAAGAAAAGAACGUACUUUACAUGUAAAGUUGAAGGCAAUGAAGGAAAUGAAAUUAAUUUUAUUCUGUUUUGGUCAUUUGGAAGGAAACUUUGAUGAUUAUUUUGAAUAUACUAUAAAUAAAAAAUAUUAUCGACAACAUUCAUAUACUCUUCAAAUUGGUAACGCAUGUCUUAUGUUAUCAGAUAAAAGCUUAAAGUUUGGUAUGGUCACCAUGGAAGCUUUUAUUACAUCACUUCCGAUAAAAAUGCAUAACUAUUUUAAUGUUACCGUAGACUUUACUUGGAAUACUCCAAAUGAUGACAUGCCAUUCGAAGUAGUUCCAAGCUCAGGCUCACUCCCAGGAAAUACCUGCAGGAUGUGUAAUGUUAUAUACAAUUGUAGACCAACAAAAGCGAAAAUUUUUGAAAUCGACUUAAACUUGGAUAAGAAAGUGAUUCCUGUGGAACUUUAUAUCGUAACUCGCAAACUUUCAAUUAAAUUCUUAAAAACUGCUUUAGCAUUAAAUGACAUAGCCUUAAAUUUAGAAACAGUUGAGAAACUCAAAUUGGAAAAUUCUUCAAGAGAAGUUGCUUUCUUUUAUGUGGUCGAACCUCUUUUACCCGGGAUUAAAGUAGAGCCUAUGAGUGGAGUGAUAGGACCAAAGAUGAUAAUACCUUUUGACGUUAUUGUGAAGAUUUCUUGUGUAAUAGAGUUUAACUUUGAUUUGGUGCUUAAAAUUAAUAACAAAGAAAAUGUUGUGGUGCCAGUAAGCGGCAAUGUGGUGGAACCGAAAUUGAACAUUCAACCAAAAAAUGUUUACAUGUCACGAAUACCAUGCAAGAUGUUAACUUAUGUACAAGUAGUCCUACAAAAUACAUGCAACGUCAAAUCAGAAAUAGAGGUAAUUGACAGUGAUGAUGAAAUUUUUAAUGUCUAUUAUAACAAAGGUAACGAAAAAUGUAGGCUCACGAAAUUCGAUAUUGAAGGAGGACAAUCUAAAACAAUUUUUAUACAAGUCCAAGGAACAUUCAGAAGAGAAUAUGAUUUUUAUAUGCCUUUUAGAGUAAACGGAUUAAUAGGCCCUCCUGACAGUAAUUCUCAAUCACACGAUCUUCGUUACUACAUCGAAAAGAACGUGGAAUUAUACGAGAACAAUCCGAAAGUAAAAAUAAAAUCGAUUAAUAAAGAAAUCAGUUUUUGCCGCAUCAACGGUGUAAUAAGUUUACCGCAGCUAGAAUUUUCCGUUGAUAAUUUUGAAAUAUUUUACAAAAUGAAUGCCAACAACAGUAUUGAAUUUACUAUGAAAAAUGUCUCUAAACAGACUUUGCACAUUACAAUAUUAAUUUCAAAAAUUGCGCCAAACUUUUCUCUUAAUCUAACAUCCGAAGAAAAUCUACUAAUGACAUCUGAAAAUUAUCUCAAAUUCGAAUUGAUUACAUUAAAGGCUGCUAAUUUUUGUUUGAAGUUUCAUCCUAAAGGACCUGGCAGAUUUGUAUCUGUUGCUUUGUUGUAUCUUGGUACAAAUACCACACCUUAUUACAACUUAACAUUUGUUGGAGUUAAUGAAAUGCCUACCUUAAUACCAAGCAAAUCUCGCAUAACAUUUCCUGCGACAUAUGUUGGGAAAACUUUGUUUAAUAUUAUAACUUUUACACUCGAUAUUGAAACAGAUUUGAGUUCAUUUUCAUUUGCAUCGAAUAAGCAGAUGUUUGUAACAGUAGAAUUAUUGGAUUAUGAAAUUUUAGAAAACGAUACAACUAAAAAAUAUACAUCUAUAAGAGCAAAGAUAUCUGUUUAUAGUGAAAAACCAAUAGUUGCCACUUCGACGGUUACAUUUAGACAUUCUAGUGGAUCGAGUUGUGAUAUAGAAAUCAAAUUUUGUUUUACUUACUGUCCCCUCACGUUACAUGUAGAAACAAUGGUGCACUAUGAAGAUAAUCCUUACCCAUAUUAUCCUGAAGAAAUUCAAAUUGAUCUCUAUAACUAUAUGGAAAAAAGUUCUCAAUUUCUUGAAAGGUGGAUGUUUUACCAAGGAUUUAGAAAGGAAUUGUAUCCCAAAAUUCCCGAAACUCUUAAUGCAUUGUCAAUUGCUAUGACGUCUCAAGCUAAAGAAAAAUCUAAAGGGAUCAAUGUUUCAUAUCUAAAUUUUAUUAAAAGGAUUGCAGGACCAUUACUAAAGCACAUACAUAAAGUGGAAGUGUUUGACGCAGAUGAAACAGUAAGGCAAGUGAAAGAUAUUCAUGGUGUUUAUGGAGAAAUUAUUAAGUUAUUAAAAUCUCGCGGAGCUAACAUAUGGGCAUUGGAGGCAAAAUUUCUUUUAAGUUACGACCAAUUCGUUAUAUAUGUGACAAAUGUACCGCCAAAAAAUAAUGCUGAUAAAUUUUUCAUACAAGAAAUUUUAAGUGAUGUGACAUUGUUUAAGAGAUUGAACAAACAAUGUUGGAUAGACUUUAUCUUGCAAAGCUAUAAGGUUUUCAUAUUAGACAGCUGCUUUUUUGAUUGUGUUUGCGUUAGUUCACAGCCAAGAGAUAUAUUAAAUACAUUAAUUAAUUGGUACAAUGAUCAGCUAAGAGCACAUUAUGCACAAUGUCUUAAAGGUGAAACGGUUAAAUGUAUCAAGAACAUCACAACCGACUUGUGUGACGGUAUUGCUAUUAUUGCAGCAUUUUUAAAUCACUGUUCGUUUCUAAAAGAUCAUUUCUCAAUAUACAGUAAGGAAAACGAGUGUAAAACUAAUAAUGGAAAAAUUAAUAACGCUUGUCUCAUUAUUGAAGCUAUCAACCAAUUACGGCUCAACUUUCCAAUAGGCAGUUUAGAUUUUCUUGAACCAAAUUUUUUACAAAUGUUUUUUUUAUCUAUUACUUUGUAUGUCGCUUUGCCUAUGUUUAAACCAAAAGACAUCAUCAUAUUUAAUCCGCCACUUCUGAAAAGUUCCACAAGAAAAGUUUCGAUAAAUCCAGCAAGUCAAGAAUCUUUAACCCUUGCCUAUUUUCUGCUCGAUAAUUCAAAGAACACUUUUAGUGUUGAAAAAAUAGCUGCAGGUGACAGUGGUAAAAAAGUUGCUGUAAAUGUUACUUACAAUGCGAAUUUUGUUGAUGAAUGUAAAUCCAUUCUUUUAGUACAUGGAUAUAAUAAAACACGAAUUUUCGAUACUUACAUAGUAUUUAUGCUCUCCGGAAGAGUAGAGACCUUCGCACCUUUAAGAAAGUGCAAAGUUUCUGGCCCUAAUUAUAGACAACAAAAAGUUGAUGUAUUCGUAUCGUCACCCUUUACAGCAACUACUACAUUUAGAAUGUUUGUAUUAGACGAAGAACCUUUCAUACCUGUAGUGCUUGAAGAAAAUCCAAAACGUAAAUUUUACGCAACACGACUUCAUCUUAUUGAUAAAAAUGUAACAUUAUCUGGUAUGCCUAAAGAAAGUGGACAAGAAGUUUUGGAGCACAAGUUACAUUUCCUUCUGAUCUGUUUAAAUGCUCAAAUAAGCAACACAUGGAUAUGGUUUAAAAGUAAUAUUGGAGAAUUCUUUAUAAAAGUAACAUCACAACCACGAUGUGACAUAUUUCUCGAUACGCUAUUUGUUAAAGUUCCCGAAUGGCCGAUACCGCCGUGCAGCUGCGGGGCAGAAUGUGAAUGCUACCGGACUACUCUUCUGAUGAUACCACAUCGCAAUGAUAUAAUGAUAAAAUCGUUACGUGGAGCAUUAAUAGAAAGGGCUUCUGAAAAGAUGAUUGAGAUAUUUGAUCAACUAAUAGAGACAUCAACAGGAAGAAUUAUUCUUGGCAUGCUUUUAGCAGAAGGCGGUACGAAUAUGCCUGAUGUGCAACAUAUCCUGCGCAAUGAGACCUCGUUUCGUGUGACGGCACGCUCGCUUGAGCCGCGAGUCGACCGAGUGACACUGGCCCAGCACACAGAAGACACUCUAGCCCUUCCGAUAACGGUACCCGUGUGCGAUAAACCUGAGAAAUUCUCAGUCACUUUCACCUCAGAAUGUGGUAUGGACGUACGCACAUAUAAAGUCGUAUUCACUGAGAAUGAGUAA
Messenger RNA from Papilio machaon (common yellow swallowtail), 5214 nucleotides. RefSeq lists its product as uncharacterized. Gene Ontology annotation, molecular function: protein binding. Lineage: Eukaryota; Metazoa; Arthropoda; Insecta; Lepidoptera; Papilionidae. The transcript is spliced from 5 exons. The record is from RefSeq and is a predicted model, not a curated record. The coding region runs from base 1 to 5214 and encodes 1737 amino acids.